CGGGGCGGUGGUUCAGGCGGCGGGAGGUGGGGACGACGCGGCGGCGCUGCUCGUCCGCUGCCGCCGGCACCGCGCGCGCGAACUCCGGUCCAUGGCACGCAGGGCGGCGGCCCCCGGAGCUGCUCCAGAGUCGCCGGCCGCGCGCGUCGCGCCGCACUUUUAGGGCGGGAGCCGCGAGCCAGUCCCCGGCGGCCGCAGCCUCCGCCGGCCCGGACGGGCGCACAGGGAGUUCCCGAAGCGCCGCGGCCCGCCUUUCCGCCACCCCCCUCCCCAGCGCCCCGGGGCCCCCGCGAUGAUCUUCCCCAGCGGCGGCGGCCACCCCGGCGCCGCCGGCGGCUGCAGGACGCCCUUCCGCAAGCAGCAGUCUCUGGUUCCAGCGCAUCCCAUGGCCCCUCCCAGUCCCAGCACCACCAGCAGUAACAACAACAGCAGCAGCAGUAGCAACUCAGGAUGGGAUCAGCUGAGCAAGACGAACCUCUACAUCCGAGGCCUGCCCCCCAACACCAAUGAUCAGGACCUGGUGAAACUCUGUCAACCAUAUGGGAAAAUAGUUUCCACGAAGGCAAUUUUGGAUAAGACAACAAACAAGUGCAAAGGUUAUGGCUUUGUUGACUUUGACAGCCCUGCAGCAGCCCAGAAAGCUGUCUCCGCCCUGAAGGCUAGUGGAGUCCAGGCUCAGAUGGCAAAGCAACAGGAACAAGAUCCUACCAACCUGUACAUCUCUAACCUGCCGCUGUCCAUGGAUGAGCAAGAACUUGAAAAUAUGCUCAAGCCCUUCGGACAGGUUAUUUCCACAAGGGUCCUCCGUGAUUCCAGUGGGACCAGCCGUGGUGUUGGCUUUGCCAGGAUGGAAUCAACAGAAAAAUGCGAAGCUGUAAUCGGUCAUUUUAACGGAAAGUUCAUUAAGACCCCUCCAGGAGUAUCUGCUCCUACAGAACCUUUACUGUGCAAGUUUGCAGAUGGAGGACAGAAGAAGAGACAGAACCCAAACAAAUACAUCCCUAACGGGCGGCCGUGGCACAGAGAAGGAGAGGUGAGAAUCGCUGGAAUGACACUCACUUACGACCCAACUACAGCUGCUCUACAUAACGGAUUUUACCCUUCACCAUACAGUAUUGCCACAAACCGAAUGAUCACUCAAACUUCUCUCACACCCUAUAUCGCAUCUCCUGUAUCUGCCUACCAGGUGGCAAAGGAAACCAGAGAAAACAAGUAUCGGGGCUCUGCUAUCAAGGUGCAAAGUCCUUCUUGGAUGCAACCUCAGCCAUACAUCCUGCAGCACCCUGGUGCCGUGUUAACUCCCUCAAUGGAACACACUAUGUCACUACAGCCUGCUUCUAUGAUCAGCCCUCUGGCCCAGCAGAUGAGUCACCUGUCACUAGGCAGCACAGGAACAUACAUGCCCGCGACGUCAGCCAUGCAAGGAGCCUACCUGCCACAGUACACACACAUGCAGACAGCGGCGGUUCCUGUUGAGGAAGCAAGUGGCCAGCAGCAGGUGGCUGUGGAGACGUCUAAUGACCAUUCUCCAUAUACCUUCCAACCCAAUAAAUAACUGUGAGAUGGACCGAAGGGAGUUCUUACAUGAAGAAGGGUGUGAAGGCUGAACAAUCAUGGAUUUUUCUGAUCAAUUGUGCUUUAGGAAAUUAUUGACAGUUUUGCACAGGUUCUUGAAAACGUUAUUUAUAAUGAAAUCAACUAAAACUAUUUUUGCUAUAAGUUCUAUAAGGUGCAUAAAACCCUUAAAUUCAUCUAGUAGCUGUUCCCCUGAACAGGUUUAUUUUAGUAAAAAACAAAAACAAACAAAAAAAAAAACAACAACAAAAAACAAAAAAAAAAUCAAAGAUUUUUAUCAAAUAUAAUGAUGCAAAAAAAGAAAAGAAAAAAAAAAGAGAGAGAGAGAAAAAGAAAACUUCAAUUUUCUGGGUAUGCACAAAGACCACGAAGACUUAUCCAAGUGCAUGACCGGAUUUUUGCGGUUUUGUUCGUUUUGUGUUUAAUUUGUCCUUUUUUUUCCAGCUGUAUGGAAUGGGCUUUCUGAAGUUUCAGUUGUCCGACUUCGGCCAUGGUGUCCCCUGCUUGCCGUGCCAGUGUGGCUGUAACUCAGUGUCGCCCUCCGUGUCUUUCCUUGGCUUUCCAUUUUUCUUUCGACGUAGUGUGAAGUGUCUUAUCCUUUUCUAUGAAUUCCAAUUUGCCUUAACUCUUUUGAUGCUGUAGCUGUUUCAGUAAAGUUAGUCAAACUAAUGAUGUAGAAUGCUUUUGACCAAAUGGGCUGGUCUAUUACGCCUUGUAAAGCAGCAGCAUAGGGCUUUUAAAAGGUAGUCAAUAAAAGUUGCUGAAAUUUUGGCUUUUUUAAAAUA
Molecule: messenger RNA, 2360 nt
Organism: Psammomys obesus (fat sand rat)
Lineage: Eukaryota; Metazoa; Chordata; Mammalia; Rodentia; Muridae
Gene: Rbms1
Product: RNA binding motif single stranded interacting protein 1
Exons: 15
Coding region: 293-1555 (420 amino acids)
Cellular component (GO): ribonucleoprotein complex; cytosol; nucleus
Molecular function (GO): mRNA 3'-UTR binding; poly(A) binding; poly(U) RNA binding
Source: RefSeq, a predicted model, not a curated record